Ostrinia furnacalis (Asian corn borer) is the source of this 1318-nucleotide messenger RNA. RefSeq lists its product as uncharacterized. The transcript is spliced from 4 exons. The coding region runs from base 240 to 596 and encodes 118 amino acids. NCBI's taxonomy places the organism in Eukaryota, Metazoa, Arthropoda, Insecta, Lepidoptera, Crambidae. The record is from RefSeq and is a predicted model, not a curated record.
UACCUACAGUAAGAGACGCGCCGCUGAGCGCUGCGCAUGCGCUCUUAGCUGAACCGUCGAAAAAUUCCAUACAAACAAACCGUGUUAUUGUGUUCCACCUUAACCAUUAGUGAUACAAAGUGCCAAAGCAUUUAGUGUGCUAAAUUAAUGUACGAAACUAGUUUAUCGAGUGAAAGGACCAGUCUCCAUUUGGUGUCGUGAGUUUAUAUUGUACUGGGCGAUUUAUUGAAGAAAUACAAAUGGAACAAAUAUCGAAGAGUGCUAAUUGGGGAGAAGCAGACCUAUUGGAAUCGACGGCAGAUCCAAGCAUAUCCGUAUCAGAGAUGGAGGAUGAAAUACCCACCUUGACAGUCGCUGCCAUCGUGGGCGUCACCGUGGUGGUGUUGCUGGCCAUCGCAGCGGUCUUCCUGCUCGGUGUCCUUAUUGACUGGCGGCAGCAGCGAAUGUUAGAGAAAAAAAUGGGCGAAGUCAAGAGAAUGAAGCAGCAAAGGCGCGUUAACACGCACCCUGAAAGCGACGACGUUAGCAUAGCGAACCACAUGGAGGAGCCUGGGAUGAGUUUACCACCCGCGGAAAUAUUAAGAAAUGUGCCUUAGUCCACUAUUCUAACAUAUACCUACUUAAAAUUGAAUCAUUUUUAUAUAGCUUAAGUAAAAAAAACCUGAAAGUUAGAUCUGGCAUAUACGCGAAUCGUCUGUUAUUAUUAAUUUAGUAUUGAAAAAUACUGCCAUACUUUGUGUAAAGUUUACAUCACUCUCAAAGUAAGUCAUAAAAUAAUGGUCAUAGUCAUGGAGUCAAGUUUUGUGGUGAAGUGGAAUGACAGUGUUACGUUUAAGAAUAUCAUAGAAUCUUUAUACCUACUAAUGUUAAGUACAUUUGUACUGAUGCAAGAACGGUUCAAAUACGGUAAAAUUAAUUGGUUUUCAGAUAAUUUAUAUUAAAAUUGCAUACUUAAGUAAUAGGUACCCACAUAAUUUCCAGGUGAUAUAAUCUUACAUAGGUUAAUCUAUUUUGAAAACUGUUAAUAUUAUUCUGUUUUUUCUGGUCGAUAAUACCAAUACUUAUUAAUUGUAAAACGCAAUCAUGCAGACUGAUUUAUUUUUCGAUUAUAUGAACUCUGUGGCGUGUAUUUCUAAUGUAUAAAACUUUUACAUCCUGGUUAUAUAUUAUAAUUUAUUAAGAAUUAUUUGUAUAGAUUGUUAUUAAUUUAAAUCAAUGUUGCUGACGUUAUCCGUUAAGUGUGAUAUUUUGAAAACAACUGUAAGAAAAAUAUUAAUUGUAAUUUGUAGGUAUUUUUAUUUAGUGUAAAUUGUAGUUA